This is a messenger RNA of Alexandromys fortis (reed vole), 3731 nucleotides long. RefSeq names its product GTP dependent ribosome recycling factor mitochondrial 2 (gene Gfm2). Lineage: Eukaryota; Metazoa; Chordata; Mammalia; Rodentia; Cricetidae. The record is from RefSeq and is a predicted model, not a curated record. Gene Ontology annotation, biological process: ribosome disassembly; mitochondrial translation. Gene Ontology annotation, molecular function: GTP binding; GTPase activity. The transcript has 21 exons. Gene Ontology annotation, cellular component: mitochondrion. The coding region runs from base 512 to 2935 and encodes 807 amino acids.
CAAUUUUGGAGUGGCGGGCGCCCCUUGCUCCCCUCAGUCUGGCCGAGAGAAGCUAGUCGUUGGUGCACAGUGCUUUGUGAGUGCCACACUGUGCAGCGGCCACCGGUCUUGUGCUGGGGACUGCUGACCUUGUGGCUGCGGCUGACAGCGAGCUCCAGAAGCCCAGCCCUUUGAUGCCUGCUGAAUUAAGGACCUUUUUCUUCAACCUUUAACAAGGGCGACUGAUUGUUUUGUUUUUCUCUUGCCACUAGUAUGUGCACAAGUAAUUGAAAUUUAUUGUGUAGAAAAUAAAACUACUGGGCCAACUGCCAGGAAAGCAAGAGAUCAUUUUGUUUUUGUGGAGGUUCAGGACUUAAUUUCCUAAGUUCUUGAGGCCGGUUAUUGCAAUUCGGGAACUAGGACUGAGCGAACCUGGAUGAACUGGCUCUCUAUUGCCGGGAAGGAAUUCCCAAGAAAGCACAUGCAAUUAGGGAUAAGAUAUUAGAGGGUCACAGUAUUUACCAGCUAGAGGAUGUUUGCAGUGAGUAAUCGGAAAGUAUUCAGUGUACCUCUUAAUACCAUGUGCUACUGUAAAAUAAAGGCAAUUUUAAAAAGAUCAAAGACUCGGGUGCCUCUUCGAAGAAACUACAGCUCCCCAGCAGGUGUAAUAGGAAAUGAUGUCAAAUCCCUUCACUCCAUCAUUAGCCCUCCGAUAGAGAAAAUCCGUAAUAUUGGAAUUAUGGCUCAUAUUGAUGCAGGCAAAACUACUACCACAGAACGAAUUAUUUACUAUUCUGGAUACACAAGAUCAUUGGGAGAUGUCGAUGAUGGAGACACAGUGACGGAUUUCAUGGCUCAAGAGCGAGAGAGAGGCAUUACCAUCCAGUCAGCAGCUGUGACAUUUGACUGGAAAGGGUACAGAGUCAAUUUGAUUGACACUCCAGGUCACGUGGACUUUACCUUGGAGGUUGAACGCUGCCUGAGAGUGUUGGACGGUGCAGUGGCCGUGUUUGAUGCCUCUGCGGGUGUAGAGGCCCAGACUCUGACUGUGUGGAAGCAAGCUGACAAACAUAAUAUACCCCGGAUCUGUUUUUUAAACAAGAUGGACAAAACUGGAGCAAGUUUUAACUAUGCCGUCGAAAGCAUCAGGGAGAAGUUAAAGGCAAAGCCUCUGAUUCUUCAGCUGCCGAUUGGUGAAGCCAGAACUUUCCAAGGAGUGGUGGAUGUAGUAAACAAAGAAAAACUUCUCUGGAAUUCCAACUCUGGUGAUGGAAAAGACUUUGAGAGAAAGCCCCUCUUGAAAACAAGUGAUCCAGAAUUGCUGAAGGAGACUAUUGAAGCAAGGAACUCCUUAAUUGAACAAGUUGCAGAUUUGGAUGAUGAAUUUGCUGACUUGGUUUUAGGAGAAUUUAGUGACAAUUUUGAUUUGGUACCAGCUGAAAAGCUACAGACCGCGAUACACAGAGUGACGCUGGCUCGGGCCGCAGUGCCUGUGCUGUGUGGGAGUGCCUUGAAGAACAAGGGUGUGCAGCCCUUGCUGGAUGCCGUCACUAUGUACUUGCCGUCACCUGAGGAGCGCGAGUAUGGCUUUCUGCAGUGGUAUAAGGGUGACUUGUGUGCACUGGCAUUUAAAGUACUGCACGACAAGCAGCGAGGACCCCUGGUUUUCCUGCGCAUUUACUCGGGCACACUGAAGCCCCAGCUGGCCAUCCAUAACGUCAACAGAAACUGCACGGAGAGAAUGAGUCGUCUGCUUUUGCCAUUUGCUGACCAGCAUGUAGAGAUCCCUUCCUUGACUGCUGGUAACAUUGCUUUGACAGUUGGUCUCAAACAAACUGCCACUGGAGACACCAUAGUCUCUUCCAAGUCCAGCGCCUUAGCUGCAGCCCGUCGAGCAGGAAGGGGAGAAAAGAAGCCUGGGAAAAACAAUGAAGCAGAGAGUCUGCUGUUGGCGGGGGUGGAGAUCCCAGAACCUGUUUUCUUCUGCACCAUAGAACCCCCAUCAGUGGCUAAGCAACCAGAUUUGGAUCAUGCCUUGGACCGCCUUCAGCGUGAAGAUCCCAGUUUGAAAGUGAGGAUUGAUCCUGACUCUGGACAAACAGUCCUGUGUGGUAUGGGGGAGUUACAUAUUGAGAUUAUUCAUGACCGAAUCAAGAGGGAAUAUGGCCUAGAGACCUAUCUAGGGCCUCUGCAGGUGGCAUACCGGGAAACCAUCUUAAACUCAGUUCGUGCCACAGAUACCCUAGACAGGACUUUAGGCGACAAGCGGCAUUUUGUGAGAGCAGAACUGGAAGCCCGGCCAGGGGAAGCACCGUCCAGCAGGGCUGUGAUUGAGUAUGCUGACUGUGUCAGUGAAGACCUAGUGCAGGCCUCCCAAGAGGCCAUUGAAAAUGCAGUCCACAGUGCAUGCCUCCAGGGACCUUUACUUGGAUCCCCAGUUCAAGAUGUGGCAAUAACGUUACACUCAUUGAUGAUUCACCCCGGCACCUCCACAACUAUGGUUAAUGCCUGUGUCUCAAGAUGUGUCCAGAAGGCCCUGAAGAAAGCUGAGAAGCAGGUGCUGGAGCCGCUGAUGAGUCUUGAGGUCACAGUGACUGGAGAUUACCUCAGCCCCGUCCUGGCAGACUUGGCCCAAAGAAGAGGGAAUAUUCAGGAAAUUCAAACUCGCCAGGACAGCAAAGUUGUUAUAGGAUUUGUUCCUUUGGCAGAAAUGAUGUUUUUUUUAUUAGGGAUACUCAACUGUGCUCCGAACGCUGACUUCAGGCUCGGCUACUUUUGCCUUAGAAUUCUCUACUUAUCAAGCCAUGAGUCCUCAAGACCAAACUGCUCUGCUCAACCAGAGAAGUGGUUUGGCCCAAGUGCUUUAGGUCCUUGGAAACACGGAAAAAUGCCCAGAAAAAAAACAUGUACCUGCUUCGUUCUCAGUAAGAGUGAUGUUUUAUUCAUUGGCUGGUAAAUUACUGCUUUGGUAUAUAAAAAGAACUUGACAAAAGACGUGGAUACUGGCGUCAGAGCUGCCAUCUGAUUGUGUGUGGAACAUGCUUUGCUGUAAUGCACCUCCACUCUGUGCCCUGGGUGGAUCCCUUCCCUCUGUUGCUGUGGCAAACAACCUGUCCAGGGCAGCUUAUGAAAGGGUUUGGUUUUGGCUAAAGGUUCCGAAGGAGAGUCCGUAAUUGCAGGGACAGCAAGGCAACAGGAAGCUGAGAAAGCCCACCUUUAACCUCAAACACGGCAGAGUGAAACCAAAAUGAGGGCCUGGCUGUGAGCUCUCUAGUCCAACCAGUGAUGAACUUCCUCAAGCAAGGCUGUAUUUCCUGGACCUCCCCAAAUAGCACCCACUGGAAAGCACAUGUAGAAGGCCUGGCCUAUGAGGAACAUUGCUCAUUUAAAAUUUUCUUUUUACAUUCUUUCCUUGGAGUGUUUUGACUACAUACAUAUUUGUAUAUCAUGUGUGUGCCUGAUUAUACCUGUGAAGGUCAGAAGUGAUGUGAACAUCCCUUGAACAUCCCUUGGAGCUGGAGCUAUGGAUGUUUAUGAGGCACCAUGUAGAUCCAGGAGCUGAGCUCAGACUCAGAAUCUGUAAGAGUAGCGAGUGCUCUUAAAUGCUGAGCCUCCUUUGUAGCCCAGCAGUUCUCAGUUAAGCCGUCACAAUGAUGAACGUAUUCAUAUAGCCCUUUGGAGUAUUUGAGUGAUAUCACAAAGCUUUUCCUUUUAUUUUUUAAGCUGCUCAAAUAAAAGAUGCCAGUAUUCGA